Molecule: messenger RNA, 1807 nt
Organism: Eriocheir sinensis (Chinese mitten crab)
Lineage: Eukaryota; Metazoa; Arthropoda; Malacostraca; Decapoda; Varunidae
Product: sodium/glucose cotransporter 4-like
Exons: 11
Coding region: 259-1689 (476 amino acids)
Biological process (GO): transmembrane transport
Cellular component (GO): plasma membrane
Molecular function (GO): D-glucose:sodium symporter activity
Source: RefSeq, a predicted model, not a curated record
CCGGAGUAUCUCAGGGAGAGGUUUUGAGGGCAGCGUAUCAGGGUCUACCUCUCCUGCCUUGCUCUUCUCCUUUCCAUCUUCACCAAGAUAUCGGCCGAUCUUUACGCUGGAGCCCUGUUUAUACAGCAGGCGCUUCAAAAGAAUUCCGAGGAAUGGCUUUACAUUAGUAUCCUCAUACUGCUGGCCAUUGCUGCUGUGUUCACGAUAACUGGAGGCCUUACGGCUGUCAUCUGGACUGACUUUGUACAAACUAUUCUCAUGAUUGCCGGUGCUCUCACCCUCAUGGGCUUAACUUUUGAAAAAGUGGGUGGUUACAACGAGAUGGUUGACAAGUUUUUUUAUGCCAUCCCCAAUGAAACAAGAUACGCCAACGACAAUGUAACGAAUUGUGGAGAGCCGCCCUCCGACUCUAUGAACUUCUUCAGGUCAAUCAAGCCCGGGGAGUCUGAUUUGCCCUGGACUGGCAUGAUCUUUGGUGCCACAGUUUCUGGCAUUUGGUACUGGUGCACCGACCAGGUUAUCGUUCAGCGAACUCUCUCCAGUAAAAACAUGACCCACGUCAAAGCAGGUUGUAUUCUGGCGGGACUGCUCAAGUUCCUGCCGCUCUUCAUGCUGGUGUUUCCUGGAAUGGCGUCACGCGUUCUAUUCCCGGACAAGGUUGCAUGCGUUGAUCCAGAGGAGUGUGAAAAAUAUUGCAACAAUGAGGCUGGAUGCACGAACAUUGCUUACGUUGAGCUCGUCCUUCAUGUUCUCCCAGACGGAUUGACUGGGCUAAUGUUGGCGGUGAUGCUGGCUGCCCUCAUGUCCUCCCUCACUUCCAUCUUCAACUCGUCUUCUACCAUUUUUUCUAUCGACAUAUGGACGAGGAUCCGCAAGCAGGCAACUGACGUGGAGCUACUGAUCGUAGGUCGCGCCUUUGUGCUCAUCAUGGUGGUGAUCUCCAUCAUCUGGAUCCCCGUCAUACAGAGCACAGCCAGUGGCCAGCUGUUCAUUUAUAUUCAAAGCAUCUCGUCCUUCCUUUCACCACCAAUUUGCGCAAUCUACCUUCUUGCUAUCUUCUGGCCACGCACUACAGAGCCGGGCGCCUUCUGGGGUCUCAUCGUGGGUCUGGUCAUCGGUCUCACCAGAUUCAUCAUGGAGUUCGCUUUCGUUAUUCCUCCCUGUGGAGAGCCAGAAUCAGCGGACAAGCGUCCCGAGUGGAUCAAGGUGAUCGUUGGCAACGUGCAUUACCUCCACUUCGGAUGCAUUCUGCUACUGCUGACCAUGGUGGUGACGGUGGCGGUGUCGCUACUCACCGAGCCAAUUCCUGAGAAGUGUCUGUACCGCCUCACCUUCUGGAGUCGCAACAGCAAGGAGGUUCGUGUGUCCGUGAGGGAAUGGAGGAAUGAGAUGGCUCCUGACGACCAGGUCAAGAUUCUACCCAAGAAAGAGGACGGCGACGCUUCCAGCGUAUCUACCAGUGGCUCAAAGGAUCUGCCGGACUGGCGACGCGCCCUUAACUGGAUGUGCGGCGUGAGUCCCCAGGCGGAGGGAGCCACAGAGGAUCCCGACUUGGAACUGACGCCGGAGGAAAAAGCCAAAAGAGCUGCCGAAUUUCUUGAAGAGAAGGCACCUUGGAAGAGUGUUGUCAACGUCCUGUCUGUGAGCGUGAUGGUGGGCGCCACCUUCAUGUUCGGCUUCUACGGCUAGAGUAGCCUGCGUCUAUAGGAACAUUUGCGACUCACAAGACGAUCAUCAUUCCGACACCACCGCUUCUACAACCAGUGUAUGGAAAUGAAUAUAACAUAAUAAAUAUAAAACAUAUGUA